CAGCCCGGGGCUUGGCGAGGCCAUCGCGCCCUUGUCGGCGGUCCAAUCCUCUUCCCGGCCUGCGGCCGCUUGCAACGUGGGCCGCUCGGCCCCGGCCCGGCCCAGCCCGGCUCCGCCGCAGGGUCGCGAACUCGCGCGCCGGCGCCCGACUUAACUUUGCAGCUGCCCGAGCCCCGCCCGGGGCUGCGCGCCUGGGAUCCGCGGCCCGGGCGCCCUUUUCCUCCCCCGGACGCCUGUUUUUACCGUCCGGCCUCUCUCCCAGGGAGAGCGGGGUUCGCUACCCAGAGGGGUGGGGCGGGGCGACGGGGUCUGGGUGACUUUCUCUCCCCUGACCCUCUUUUGUCUCCUCCCGCGCGUGGCUCCCAGGCCGAGGAGGGGACAGCGCCGUUCGUCAGCUUCAGGCUUCCCCGGGGCUCGGUGCCGGGGCUCCCCGGAGCGGAGUGGGGACCGGCCCGCCCUCCCCGAUCGCCCUGCCGCCUCUCCGGGCCAGCAACGCUGCCGCCGCUGCCCACACGAUUGGCGGCAGUAAGCACACGAUGAAUGAUCACUUACACGUCAGCAGCCACAGCCACGGACAGAUCCAGGUACAGCAGCUGUUCGAGGAUAACAGUAACAAGCGGACAGUGCUCACGACACAGCCCAAUGGGCUCACCGCAGUGGGGAAAGCGGGCUUGCCGGGGGUGCCCGAGCGGCAGCUGGAGAGCAUCCACAGACGGCAGGGGAGCUCCACGUCUCUGAAGUCCAUGGAAGGCAUGGGGAAGGUGAAAGCCACCCCCAUGACCCCUGAACAAGCAAUGAAGCAAUACAUGCAAAAACUAACCACCUUCGAACACCAUGAGAUUUUUAGCUACCCUGAAAUCUAUUUCUUGGGUCCAAAUGCAAAGAAGCGCCAGGGCAUGACGGGCGGGCCCAACAACGGAGGCUAUGAUGACGACCAGGGAUCCUACGUGCAGGUGCCCCACGAUCACGUGGCUUACAGGUACGAGGUCCUCAAGGUCAUCGGGAAGGGAAGCUUUGGGCAGGUGGUCAAGGCCUACGACCACAAAGUCCACCAGCACGUGGCCCUGAAGAUGGUGCGGAACGAGAAGCGUUUCCACCGGCAGGCGGCAGAGGAGAUCCGGAUCCUGGAACACCUGCGGAAGCAGGACAAGGACAACACCAUGAACGUCAUCCACAUGCUGGAGAACUUCACGUUCCGGAACCACAUCUGCAUGACGUUCGAGCUGCUGAGCAUGAACCUCUACGAGCUCAUCAAGAAGAAUAAGUUCCAGGGCUUCAGCCUGCCUCUGGUGCGCAAGUUUGCCCACUCGAUUCUGCAGUGCUUGGAUGCUCUGCACAAGAACAGAAUCAUUCACUGUGACCUCAAGCCCGAGAACAUUUUAUUAAAGCAGCAGGGUCGAAGCGGGAUUAAAGUGAUCGACUUUGGCUCCAGUUGUUACGAGCAUCAGCGUGUCUACACGUACAUUCAGUCCCGUUUUUACCGGGCUCCGGAAGUGAUCCUUGGCGCCAGAUACGGCAUGCCCAUCGAUAUGUGGAGCCUGGGUUGCAUUUUAGCAGAGCUCCUGACUGGUUACCCCCUCUUGCCUGGGGAAGAUGAAGGGGACCAGCUGGCUUGUAUGAUUGAACUCUUGGGCAUGCCCUCCCAGAAACUGCUGGAUGCAUCCAAACGAGCCAAAAAUUUUGUGAGCUCCAAGGGUUACCCCCGUUACUGCACUGUCACAACUCUCUCAGACGGCUCUGUGGUUCUCAACGGAGGCCGUUCCCGGAGGGGGAAACUGAGGGGCCCACCAGAGAGCAGAGAGUGGGGGAAUGCACUGAAGGGGUGUGACGAUCCCCUCUUCCUUGACUUCUUAAAACAGUGUUUAGAAUGGGACCCUGCGGUCCGCAUGACCCCUGGCCAGGCUUUGCGGCACCCCUGGCUGCGGAGGCGGUUGCCGAAGCCUCCGACGGGGGAGAAGACGUCCGUGAAGAGGAUAACCGAGAGCACUGGUGCUAUCACAUCCAUUUCCAAGUUACCUCCACCUUCCAGCUCAGCUUCCAAACUGAGGACUAAUUUGGCACAGAUGACAGAUGCCAAUGGGAAUAUUCAGCAGAGGACAGUGUUGCCAAAACUUGUUAGCUGAGCUGAGUCCCCUGAUGCUGGUAAUCUGAAAGAUGCGACAUUGCUGAGCCUUACUGGGUUGAAAAGGAGUAGCUCAGACCUGUUUUUAUUUGCUCAAUAACUCAACUCAUUUGUAUCUUUUCAGCACUUAUUUUAAUGUAAGAAAGUUGUUCAUUUUGUUUUUAUAAAAUACAUGGGGACAAUGCUUUAAGUUUUUAUACUUCCUGCAACUGUUUUUGUGUUCUCAAAGUAUGGUGAGCCUUACUGUAUCUGGUGUGGCGGAGUAAUAAACAUCAGUGGCAGGCCAUUGAUUACUUCGUGACUGCUGCGCAUUUACAGAUUGGUGUCAAAGACAUUCACUGUUUCUAUGGUUCAUAGUAUAUUCUCCCCGAGGCGAUGGCCCCCGAAGGUCCCCCUCCUCCCUCCGUGCUCCAGGUUCACGCACAGGUGUAGCAUGUCCUGCCUCCAUUUCCCAUAAGCCUUGGGGGUGGUAGUGAGGGUGGGAGAAGAAUGGUCAGGGCGACAAUGAUACUCUUAAGAAGAGCUGCACCUUAGAGAUUUUUUUCCUAAACCAAUGUUCAAAGAGAGACGCCCUCCCCAAGGUUUUAAAUGCCCACUUAGCAUCCUGACUUUCUAAAAGCGGGCCAGGCACACCUGGGUGGGUAAAUGGAAACGUGUGCGUUCCUUCAAAUUUUCUAAUAUGAUCGGCAAGCUGUUUUGUAAAGAAGCCUCAGAUCACGGACUUGGUUUUGCACCUAAAUAUAGAAAUGUAUUCCAUGAACUGUUCCUCCUCUUUGCUUUCCUCCUCUCUGUUCCCCUUUUACCACACAUCUGUUGCUUGCAUUUAGGUUUUUUUUUUUUCUUCCUUCAAAUAUAUAUCCCAGACUGUUAAUACAGAAGAGAGACAUUUCAGCUGUGAUUAUGACCAUUGUUUCAUAUCCCAGUUUAAAAAAGAACAGCAGCCUAGCUACUUUUAAGGUGGGGAUUUCCAUAGUUCCAAAGAAGGUUUAGCAAAUUAGAGUGAGUUCACACUUUUCAGGUGCCACUGUAAGGUUCUCUUAGCCUGGGAAAGCAUCAACUCUUUCUUUAAAAAGAAAGAAGGUUGAAAAUCCUCUUGCUGAACAGAAGUCAUUGUGACUGUUCAAUGAGACCAAUUUUAACAACAAAUUUAAAGGCGGAGAAACUCAGUCGCAAGUUAAAUGGUUUGACUUGCUUGCAUCAUUAGAAAAAUCACAAAUUGCAUUCCUCUCUUAUUUUCUUUUGGAUUGCACUGAUUGUUUUUGUGGGAAUGACACUUUACCUGGGAAAGUAACUGAGAGUUAGGUAAAAGAAUAUUUUCGUCUCUGAAUAAUAAUUAUUUUCAAAGUGAAAAAUUCAGUAUUUUAUCACUAAUGUAUGAGCAGUGAUAUUUAUCAAUUUCAAGGCACGUGGAAGAAAUUUUUUAGUAUGUGCAAUUUAAUAUAGAAAGAUUUUUGCCUGUUUGGAUAAUAGGUUUUGGGUAGUAUAAAUUAGGAUACUUUUUUAUAUGCACAGAUAUUAUUGUAUUGCCUGUAAACUGAUUUACAAGUACUUAAAGCAUGGUCCCUGGCGAGGCCAAGAAAGUUUCCGGUUAAGUUCUUUUAAUAUUAGUCCUACAGUUUCUCUUACUUAAAAAGGAAAAAGAAAAAAAAAGAGAAAAGAAAGUAGUUUUUGGAACAAAACACUUAUCUUGAGGCUUUGUCAGUUGUUGGUGGAGAAAAACGCUCAGGAAAUAUUACAGAUAUUUGCCAAAAAACAGUAAUAAGAUUAGCUUAUUAAUAAGAUAGUGAUGUUGUUAUUUGCUUUUCUAUUUAAGGGUGUCACUGAUAAAUUAAUUUGUACUUCUGUAUUUAGAAAUUAGAGCUUUUUUCCCUAGUCAAAUUCUUCAGCAUAUUGUACCCAUUUCUGUGUAAUCUGUGGAAGUGCAAUAAUAUGUUAGUAAGUUGCUUUUAAAAUGCUCACGUGAUGAUACCCCAGUCAGUGGCUUACAGAAUUUAAAGAUUGUGUAUUUAUUACUGAAAUUCUGACUUAAAGGCAUAAGAAGUGUAAGACUUGGUAUGGCGGCUUUGUAAAACCAUAAGCCUCUGAAUGAUGGUUCGCUUCUUGAGGUCAGUAAAACGAAAACAUAAAGGCUGUUUUUCCGUUGCAAAGCUCCUCUUCCGUAUCCAUGCGCAUUUUCACAUUUAGGUCUAUAUGAACCUGAGCCUGCCAGGAAUCGAAAUUUCCCUUUAAAAUACGUGUGAAAAUUUAGAUAUGGACUAAUACUGCUGUCUUUCCCCCACCACAUAAAACUGGUUCUUAAGAUGCCAAUAGUGCAUUUGUGACUAUAUUCACAAAUGUAACCGGAAACUUUUAAGCCAAACUAUAACGUGCAGCGCUAUGCACCCCCGCCCCCCAAAUACAGUGAAAUUUACUUCAUUCACAAGAGCCACCGUGUUCAGUGUUUAGUGAUAGAGCUGCUUUGAAAAAAAUUCUAGCUUAAUUAUGAUGUCCAAAAAAGAAAAAAAUGUUGCAUCUCUGUGAUCUUAAAUGAAGGGCUCUAAAAGGCUCCUGGGAGUUGGCUUGGAAACAGUCCUUGGUCUCACAGGUUACCGUUGUCUAGAGAUGUCUGAGCUGUUUUCAGACUUCAGACUAGCACGGUGUCUUGUCUUCGGUUGCAGUCUCAUCUGGCUCCGUUCCUCGCACCUCCACAGUGCGCAUUACCACGUCAGGGCGUCGCUACACAGUGGAACAGCACGGGAUGCAGGACAGAGCAGAUCAACAGUAGAGGAGAAGUUGUGCCCUUAGUGUUAACAAUGUGCCUUUUGUUCUGAAUGCCAUGUGGUAGGGCAUGCAUUUUUUGGCCUCUUUAACUCUUUGAAUACCAGGCAGUAAGGAUGGAACCCACCUCUGCAGAGAUAUAUCUGUCUUAAAUACGCAGUUACUUACAGGCCUUAAUAGAAACCAUAAGGCGUGGAUCAUCAUCAGGCAUUGAGAAAGGUAACCACUGGUUAGUUACACAGGAAAUGCCUCUGUUUAAGGGGUUAAAGAUGGUCUUUGUUGUAUCUUAACAUCAGACUGAUUUUUUAAAUAAUAUUUUUUUGUUAUGCUAACACUAGACAAAAAUCAACUGUAUUCGUAAAACUUUACCUCAAACCAUUUAAUUUUAUAGUAUGAUUAAUCCCAGGGCAUUUGGUAUGAACCAAAGUGCAUUCCUUUUCUACGUGCCUGGCUCUAGUACGGAUGGCCAGGGAUUUUUACAAUUUGGGUGCAAGGCACUUAAGCCACUUUUAAACUUAAUGGGUGGUUUGGAGUCGUGUUCAAGGACUCCAUCAGGAGGUUAGGCAACACUUCAGGCAUCAGUAGCAUUGGGCCAUAUUGGAAUCUUAAAAAGUGUGAAUUAUUUUAAAGAGAGCAUUCAUUUUUGUAAUUUUUUUCAUCAAGAAUAUUUCUGGUAAGCAGAAGACUUUUUUUUUAAAAAAACUGAUUUGGUUGGUAAAGGUUUUAAUAUCGCCCAACAUAAUGGUGUAGUAGCAUUUAAAAAAAGUAUUUGUCAACUCUGUUUCUUAGGGGCUUGUACAUCUCUCUGCUAUGGACAUAUAUAAAAUUAAUUGUAAUUAUACUCAGCUCAACUGCUACAGUUAAGUCUAGGCAGUGGCUUGGGUUUUUAUCGAGCAACAACUUAGACACGUGACUGUAAUAUGCUGCAACUGUGUGUACUGAAAAUAUGUGAAAAUGGUUGAAUGUGGACUGUGUAUAUAUGUAUUUAAACAUUUCUGUGAGAUGCUGCUGUCGCCACUUAACAUGAACUAUGUUCUGGUGGAUUUUAAUCCUAGUGGCCAGUUCUAUGAUACUGUAUGUAUUGUACAGCUGAAGACGGAGUAAGACUGUUCAGUGAAUAUUUGUUACAUUUUAUUGUCGUGGCCAGAGACAAUUUCAGAAUAAAAAUUUAAUGUCCUACCUUACUUUUCUCCCCUUUUCUAACUAUAAUUUAACUCCUGAUCUAUUUCUGGUGAUAUUCUUGGUCUGGUAGCCUGGAGAGAGUUUAGAAGGCAAACACUGUCAGCUACAAUUGAUUUCUUUUUAUCAGUUCAGUAUAAAUGUGCAAGUUCCAAGUCAGAAAGACUAACGUUUUAGUAGGCAACUCUUGCUUUUCUCGGGAUAUCCUAUUCCUUAAGCUCUGUUACUUGUCCUUCAUACGGACUCUGCGGCCAUGUUCUAUAUCCUGCUAGAACGUCAAAUCUUUUUUUUUUUACUUCUUUCCUUUUUUUUUUUUUUUUUAACCUUCAAGGUGACAAGCUGUGGGAGCAGAGUGUAAAUUAUUCCCCACCAGUCUAUUCUUUCCUGUGCCCAAGUUCUGGCAAAUGAUUGGUAUGUGCUCUCACCAGCUCCCUGUAUGCUUCUUAAGGCUGACGCCUUUGCAGUUCUUAUACUUGGUGGUCUCUGUGGUUCAUGUUUUUGGGGGUUUUAGCGUCUCUUUCUGCCAUGGCUGGAUCAGAAAAUAGGGCCUGUAAAGUGCAACUAGCUCAUGAUUUAUCAAGUUCAGUUACGACCAAGUAAAGAGUUUGCUUACAGAUGACAGCGAGCCGAUGCUCGAGUAAUUUGUCAGACAUUGCAGGGAUAUUAUGUAGACGAAUAUUUCCCUCUCGUGGAAAGAACUACCUCACAUUUUUAUUUACACCCCUCCUGCCACCAAUGGCAGAAAAACUACUUAGUGUGGCUUCUUGCAGCAGAAGUGGAAUGUGCUUGAAACAAGGGAAUAGUAGGUGUUCCCCAGCCCAGACUUGGCCUUAUCAUAUCCUAUGCCGUCAUCUCCCAUGACUGCUUUUCUUGCUAAUCAGAGUUCUUACCCAGUGAAAAAAUACCAAUUGACCAACUAACCAAGAAGCCCAAUAUAUUUAGAAAAAAAAAUUUAAGAGAUGUGUAUCACGUAUAAAAUUGAAAGAUGCUAAAGCAGCAAUUUAAAUUUAGGAUCGAAGGUCCAGAUGUGAUGUACUCAGCAGGUUAUAGUUUCUACUCAUUCUCUUUUAUCAGAUCUUUUCAAAGCUCUUUCUUCAAUUGAUUAAUACUAUAUUCUGUUUGAAUUUCUGUAAUCUUUUUGCUUUGGGAAUCAACACCUAAACAAAUAACUAUUUCUGGAAUGUCAAGGUUGCCUUCAAACUAGCACUCCAAAAUGUUCUUAGCUGGCAUUGUUGGGAAAGGGAAAAUAGUUUAUUUUCUGUUUUGGAAAGAGCAUGAAGAGGGUUUGAAGAAAGGGUAUUUGUGACAUUGUUUCACUGUUGUUUUUAAGAAGUUUGAAUUACGCUAUGGUUUUUGUUUGUUUUUUGUUUUUUUAGUCAUUAGGCUAGAUGACCACUUGUCAUCAGUGAUGCUUACCACUGUCCAGAAUGAAAAAUGACUGCCAGCGUGUUGCACGUACAUAAGAAAAUUGCAUCUUACUGCAAAGGCUUUGGUUUUAUUUGGUUUGACUUUGACAUACUGUCUUGCUGUGGUCAUGUCCUUACUAUCUGUGCUACAUUUCCUAUAAAUCGGGGAGGGCCCGGUUGCUAUUCCUUUGCUUCUCAAGGACCUUUAAUGAGCAAACUAAUGAAUUUAUAUUUACUCCUCCAAAGAAAGCUGACAUUUUAGGAAUAUUAACUAGUCAUCUAUAAUAAGGAGCAGCAGGGUAUAACUGAUAUGUUCCCAGAGCAUUGUUCCUUCUGAAGAAGACUUCACAGGUCUCAUAGUGUUGUGUGAACAUCAGUUCAGCCUUAUACAUUCCUGUAAGCUCUAAUUAUCCUCACUUGAUAUCUGAGGAAACUGAAGUGACUUGUUCCAACGUGACUUUGUAAAAACAGGUUGGUCCUCAGGUUGCAAUCUGACAAAGAAUUUUGAUCUUGGACAGUAUAGGAAAAUCCCCAGCCAUAUAUCACAUACAAAAAUUUAGAAAGAGGGGCGGGGGAUUUGAGCUAGCAGUGAGCAUUUCUAUUACUUGAAUAAAUUGUGUAUCAGUUCCCAGAAUAUUUUUUAAGAGAGGAGAAGAUACAAAAAAACGGAGGAUUACAGCAUCUUUGUCUCCUCAGGUGUGCCUGAUAACGUGCACUGUGCACGCACCUCUCGGGUAACUUGUGAAAGAGGGACUCCUAAUAUUGCCAUAUUUGGGGAGGUUGAUAAAUUAUAGUAGCUUUCUUAUUUUCUGUUCUUAAAAUAUGCUUUUUACAUUUGAAUGUAUGAAAAUAUUUUUGACUCUUUAUUAAUUCUCAGGGAUUAGAAGUUAAAUUUUACUGACUGUAGUAGCAGGUAAACCUCUUAAAUUCAAAUUUGCUCAGGUUUCCUAUUCUUUGCCUCCAUAUUGAAGAAAACACAGAUUGCCUGCCAGGCAAAUAUAUAAAAAUUAAAAUUCCAAAUACAAUUUUAAAGCACCAAUUGUAAAUAAACCAAUUUUACAAACUAAAA
Messenger RNA from Ailuropoda melanoleuca (giant panda), 8533 nucleotides. RefSeq names its product dual specificity tyrosine-phosphorylation-regulated kinase 2. Lineage: Eukaryota; Metazoa; Chordata; Mammalia; Carnivora; Ursidae. The transcript is spliced from 3 exons. Gene Ontology annotation, cellular component: cytoskeleton; cytoplasm; nucleus. Bases 537 to 2123 code for a protein of 528 amino acids. The record is from RefSeq and is a predicted model, not a curated record. Gene Ontology annotation, biological process: peptidyl-threonine phosphorylation; peptidyl-serine phosphorylation. Gene Ontology annotation, molecular function: protein serine/threonine kinase activity; protein serine/threonine/tyrosine kinase activity; ATP binding.